This is a messenger RNA of Insectozyma verbasci, 1044 nucleotides long. NCBI's taxonomy places the organism in Eukaryota, Fungi, Ascomycota, Pichiomycetes, Serinales, Debaryomycetaceae. The record is from the annotation of a GenBank genome assembly.
AUGGAUGAUGAAAUAUCAUCAAAUUGUUUAAUAUGUAAGGUUAAUCAGUUUAAAUAUACUUGUCCUGGUUGUGAUUUGAAAACUUGUUCUUUGAAAUGUUAUAAUUUACAUAAAGUGGAAUUUUCAUGCCUGGGGAAAAUUAAUUCAAAUAAAUAUAUUAAAAGAAGUGAUUUAAAUCAGAUACAUUUAAAUAGAGAUUACAACUUUUUAUUGAAUGUAGAUAGGAAGAUUCAAAUAAGUAAAGAAGAUUUAGAUAAACAACAUAGUAGAAACAUUUUGAAACGAACAAGAAAUGAAAAUGGUCAAAACAAAAGAUUUAAAUAUAAUAUAGAUGAUAAACGAGUCAAACUAGUACUCAAAAGGUUUCGUGCUUCUUUUCAAAUCAAAAGAGAGAAUACAUUGAUUAUAAAUCUACCUCAAGGUAUGCAAAGAUCUAUUUCAAAUAAAACAGGUUAUGAUAAAAAAUUAAAUUCUUUUGUAUGGACUGUUGAAUGGAUUAUAUUGAAUGAUAAAGGAGACGAAAGUUAUAAAUUUAUAAGUUACAAGAUUAAAGAAGGAAAUAUACUAAAAGAUGCAAUACCGUUGAAUAUUUUAGCUAAGCAUGCUCUUCAUUUAAAUAAAGAUGAAUUACAAUUGUAUUUAAAAAAUGUAUUUGAUAAAGAUGAAAUGAUAUUGAUUAAUAGAAAUGAGACGGUGUCGAAGAUACUUAAAGAUAAAAUAGUGCUUGAGUAUCCUACUAUUUAUGUAACUGCAUCAAAUGAAUCACUUAAAAAUAGAAUAAUAAAUGAAGAAGAUGCUUAUAAUAUAGAUAAUUCAGGUGAGUCAAGUUCUGAUGAAACAAGUAGUGAUAGUGAUUCUGAUUCCAAUUCUGAUAGUUCAGAGAGUUCAGAUUCAAGUUCAAAUUCAAGUUCAGAUGAUGAAGACGAUGACGAUGAUGAUAGUGGACCAGAAGAAUCGUCACUGAAACCAAUUAUACCACAAAAUACAAAUAUAGAAACUAAUAUUAAUGAUCCCAAUGAAAUAAACCUUGAUGAUAUAGAUUAA